Armigeres subalbatus is the source of this 2735-nucleotide messenger RNA. RefSeq lists its product as uncharacterized. The transcript is spliced from 2 exons. The record is from RefSeq and is a predicted model, not a curated record. The coding region runs from base 170 to 2530 and encodes 786 amino acids. NCBI's taxonomy places the organism in Eukaryota, Metazoa, Arthropoda, Insecta, Diptera, Culicidae.
UUCUACUAUCUCUAUCGCUUGGAACGGCGGACAAAGCUCCGGCACCUCCGACAUCGACGCGUGUGAAUUACUGUUCUGAUGAUUGGGCUAGUCCGCUGACUAGAACGGUAGCGUUAAUAAUCCACAUAUCCAUCGCGAACCAAGUUGGAAAAAUAAGAUCGGCUAAACGAUGGGAUCCGUAUCUCAUCAGAAGAUAUCAACGCGUUUGAUCAUCUUCUUGAUGUUGGCGGCAGGUACCGGUCUCGAACCGGGCAGAGUGGCUGCAAUAACCAUUACAACGACGGACGCCAUGCUGGAAUCGACACAGACCACGAUCACGGCAGACCUGAUGCCCAGUUUGGACAACGAAUCGACGGUUAGUGAAAAAUCCGAUUUGAGUGAAGCGGAAACAAAGGAUCCUCAAAAGCUGGAAAUUAUCAAACAGAUUCGGAGGAUCAACAACGAUGGAUCCUACACGGUGGGGUACGAAGCGGAGGACGGUACGUUUAAAAUUGAAAGUCGCGACGUUCUGGGGAACGUCAAAGGAACUUAUGGGUACAUUGAUGAGAAUGGAGAAAUUCAAAGAGUGUCAUACAACGCACAUAACAACACCGGGGUCAUCAAAUCAGUGGAUCCUCCGCCAGUAACAGAAGAUGUGGUUCACAUACCACCUAGAUUCAACCGAAGUCAUAUUGGAGCUCCCACAACGAGAAGGCCUGCAUCGUAUCAUUCAAGUACCCCUGCUCCUCAACGGACAAGUGUAAUCCAAACUAUUCCACGGAAGCGGCCACACAUGACUACAACAACGGAGAAACCUUCGUCGCGAAUGGCAGAUACUACAACCUCCUAUGAACCAACAACAGCUUCCAGUCACAGCACAUCGAUUCAAACCCCAAAGCCAUUGCUGAUAAUUCGACCAACUCCAUUGCCACUUACUGCAAAAACUAUUGAACAAUUGGCGAGGCCGGAGAAAUUGGAAAGUGAGCACAUAUCUAAGAUCUAUCCAAAGGUUCUACAGUUUAGGCCGAAAGAACCAGAGAAAAAAGCUGUCAGAGGUAAUUUUUUGCGGCGACAACUUCCCCAAGAAUCUGAAGAACAGUUUGAAGCCCAGCCGCAAAUCGUCUAUGGCCAAUCUGCUGGCGAAGAGAUUGCCAAUCUUUUCUCAGCCACCCCACCUGGGCUGAGACCAAUUUAUACAACCACUCCGUCACCUAGAAUUCCGGCUGCAGUGCUGGCAGCUCGACAAAGAGCGGCUCAAAUUCAAAAUUUAAUUACCAGUGAAAGACCAACAACCACCACUGAACGAGUGUACGCCAAACCACCGCGUAAACAGGAGCCAGCUCCCGUGAUGUACGAGCCUGCAACAGAGUCUACGUCCGAAAACAGUUAUGUCACAGACAUGCCAGUGUCGGUGGUACAGAUUCCAGCGAACUCAAAUCGUGAAGUUACGGAAGCUGCUGAAGACGAAAGAAGGGUCUACAGGCAAAGACCAAUCGAGUUUAGACCCCGUGAGGGAUAUAGAUUUCUUCCGGCUCAAGAUCGUCCUGAAAGGUAUCGAGUUCCACUCGGAAUCCCACCACAAGGUCGACCAUUCCCUGCCCCAGAACAGCAACAAUAUUUACGGGAACCAACACAACACCCAGGUCGAGGGCAGGCAAUUACACCCGAGAAUUAUCCAGCCGAGGAUGAGAUAAACAGCGUGGCUUACAGGCAACAACGGCGACCUCAAGGUCCUCCUCCUGCUCCGUACACCCAAACCCAGCAGGAAGCACCCGUCAGCAGUAUACCAAAUGGGCACAGCUACCCUCAGCAGUCCUACCCCGUUCCGUUCUCCUACAACCCAUACCGUAAUCCAUACCAAUCACCCGUCAGCCCUUACUACGACUUUCCCGACCGACCCCUGACGACUCGUGACUUCGAACGAAUUCUUCAAAUCCUUAUCUUCCGACACCAACAGAUUCAGCAACAGCAAGCACUACGCUUCGGUGGCUACUCUAACCCCUACUUUGGAGGUCCAUCCUACGCACCACCCUUCAUUCCCGGUCAGUACGCUGGCGCCGGCGGUUUCCCAGCACAAAUCCCUCGUCCACCCUUCUACAACGCUCCGCCAACCGGCGCCGGAUAUUACGAUCCCCGCUAUCAGAACCCUCUAUACAGUCCCUCAAACAGCAACCGCCAGUACUCCAGCACACGCGAUCAACCCUCCAACGAUUUCCAACAAUCCCAGCAGGAGCCGCAACCAGCCUACGGCCAACGGAGGCGAACGUACGUCCCCCGGUUCCCGGAACCCGAAUACCAGGGAUCGUCCGGAGCGGCCGGUGGUGCCUUCCAGCCCGAGCUGCUGCCCCCGGACGUACGGGAGGAGCUACUCUACCGGAUGCUUAUGCUGGCGAUUCAGCCGGACUCGGGAGCAGCAGCAGCGCCGCCGCCAACGGCCCUGCACGCCAAUCUGAUCCCGGCCGGAUCGGUCCCGCGACCACAGACGACAUCGUCCGCACCCAGCUACAGCAAGAAACCGGUGCGCAGUGUACAAAUCCUGGGCGAGGAGUAGGCCAUUAUUGGUGAAACCGACUGUAUGUAUUACUUGAAAGUAUUUCGAAUCUUGUUUUUGUUUUUUCGUUUUCGUUCUGUAAUAUUUCUUGUCGAUACUGUAGAUAAGACUAAGGGGGCUGAUCGACUCCUGCAAUUUCUUGUUUAGAAUAGUGAGAUUCAUAGGUAUUAGGAACAAUAAAACCCAAAGAUUUUGUAAUGAAGAA